Myotis brandtii (Brandt's bat) is the source of this 684-nucleotide messenger RNA. It is a transcript of the gene RHOA, whose product is annotated as ras homolog family member A. Gene Ontology annotation, biological process: small GTPase-mediated signal transduction; stress fiber assembly; cell migration. Gene Ontology annotation, molecular function: GTP binding; GTPase activity. The record is from RefSeq and is a predicted model, not a curated record. Gene Ontology annotation, cellular component: cleavage furrow; dendritic spine. Lineage: Eukaryota; Metazoa; Chordata; Mammalia; Chiroptera; Vespertilionidae.
UGCCUUUCAUCCGAGAAGUUCAAGGCACUUUGUAGAACUUCUGCCACAGGCCGCGCGUGGGUCUUGCAGCACAUUUGUAAGCAAUGGCUGCCAUCCGGAAGAAAUUGGUGAUUGUUGGUGAUGGAGCCUGUGGCAAGACUUGCUUGCUCAUCGUUUUUAGCAAGGACCAGUUCCCAGAGGUGUAUGUGCCUACGGUGUUUGAGAACUAUGUGGCAGACAUUGAAGUGGAUGGAAAGCAGGUCGAGUUGGCUUUGUGGGACACAGCCGGACAGGAGGAUUAUGAUCGCUUGAGGCCCCUCUCCUACCCGGACACGGAUGUUAUCCUGAUGUGUUUCUCCAUCGACAGCCCUGAUAGUUUAGAAAACAUCCCAGAAAAAUGGACUCCGGAAGUCAAGCAUUUCUGUCCCAAUGUGCCCAUCAUCCUGGUUGACAAGAAGGAUCUUCGAAAUGAUGAGCACACAAGGCGGGAGCUAGCCAAGAUGAAGCAGGAGCCAGUAAAACCGGAAGAAGGCAGAGAUAUGGCAAACAGGAUUGGCGCUUUUGGGUACAUGGAGUGCUCAGCAAAGACCAAAGACGGAGUGAGGGAGGUUUUCGAAAUGGCCACGAGAGCUGCUCUGCAGGCCAGGCGUGGGAAGAAGAAAUCCGGGUGCCUUGUUUUGUGAGCCCGCUGCAAGCACAGCCCUC